Molecule: messenger RNA, 775 nt
Organism: Trifolium pratense (red clover)
Lineage: Eukaryota; Viridiplantae; Streptophyta; Magnoliopsida; Fabales; Fabaceae
Exons: 3
Coding region: 47-775 (242 amino acids)
Source: RefSeq, a predicted model, not a curated record
CCAUAAAAAGAAUCAAUUAUUGCUAAUACUGUUAUUUUACCUUCAAAUGCAGUCCAAAAUUCAAAUUCCAUCUGAAUUCCAUGAACUUUGGAAAAGGGAAUUGAAUCGAUUGAGCUACGGCAGGAUUGUAGCAGAAAAACUAUGGGCACAAGUCAAUUUUGAAAUGCAUGGUACAGAGUACUUUAUGCAUGGGAACCAGAUUACUGAAGUUUUUGGAAUUGAAAAACCAAUAAGGGUCCUCCUUGAUUAUCAGAUUACCAACAAUGAUUUUCACAUGACCUUUGUAAGUUAUGUUGAGGAUGUGGAACACUCUAACCAAACAGAGGUUUUAGCAAAUGAAUCAGAUGGGAAUGAAUCAGAUGGAGCAACGGAAGUCCAGAAUGAAAUGGAGGAAGACCAACACGAAGAAGAUGAUGCUGGACAAGAACAGGAUGAUCUAACAGUUACAUGGAAUACAACAGUAACAAAGGCCAUUUCUAAUCUUUCAAAGAAACAAGUGCUGCACUUCCCAAAUCCUAUUUCAAGGGGAGUGCUAGCCAAUACUAACCAGAUUCAGCUAAUAGCAGAAGACAGUGAUUUUGAAAUUCCAUGCAAAAUUCAUACUUCAGAAAGAUCGCUGAAAACUGGAAAAUUUGAAAAGCAUAUUGGCAGAGGAUGGUAUGAAUAUGUACGCCUUCACAGGCCAAGGAUUGGGGAUAAUAUGGUGUUUGUGCUGUAUCCAGAAAGACCAGAGCUAUAUGUGAGGCUGGAACGUCGUAAUAUGAAUCGGGAUUAG